Molecule: messenger RNA, 396 nt
Organism: Liolophura sinensis
Lineage: Eukaryota; Metazoa; Mollusca; Polyplacophora; Chitonida; Chitonidae
Product: toll-like receptor 2
Exons: 1
Coding region: 1-396 (131 amino acids)
Biological process (GO): signal transduction
Cellular component (GO): plasma membrane
Molecular function (GO): signaling receptor activity
Source: RefSeq, a predicted model, not a curated record
AUGUAUCGCUACAGAAUAAACAUUAAAUACUGGUUUUACAGUAAACUACAACCCCCAGACAACAUGUUCGCUGGCAAGGAAUACUCCUACGACGCCUUUGUGGCUUAUACCGAGGAAGAUUACUUAUGGGUGUCCGGGCAAUUACGCCCCAAAAUGGAGCUGACGGACGAUCCCAUCAAGCUGUGUGUCCACAACCGAGACUUUAUUCCCGGCAAACCAAUCCAUGAAAACACUGUGGAUAAAAUCAGAGAAAGUCGAAAGAUCCUGUUGAUUAUAAGUAUUGAUUUCCUCAGAUGUACCUAUGGACCUCUGGAGAUCGAAUAUGCUGGUAUCAACGACUCAUUUUUAACUAUUAAAAAAAUCCAUAAGUAUGGAGAUCGUCGAAGAAACAAGUGA